Saprolegnia parasitica CBS 223.65 is the source of this 789-nucleotide messenger RNA. RefSeq lists its product as hypothetical. Bases 1 to 789 code for a protein of 262 amino acids. The transcript has a single exon. Gene Ontology annotation, biological process: protein homooligomerization. The record is from RefSeq and is a predicted model, not a curated record. Lineage: Eukaryota; Oomycota; Saprolegniomycetes; Saprolegniales; Saprolegniaceae.
AUGCUACUCCGGCUCAACGUUGGUGGCCGCAUCUUUUGCACGUCGGAAGCAACACUUACCAAGGUCCAAGACAGCUACUUGGAGGAGCUUCUGCGUCGCGACCCGGACGUCGACGGCGCGUACUUUCUGGACUUGGACCCAACGUACUUUGAGCACAUUUUGAACCACUUGCGCUGCGACGCGCCGCUGCUCGCAAACCUCGCGCCGCACGAGAUCAUACAUGUCUCGCGCCAGCUAGAGUUCCUCCAGCUGCCGCUGCCCGUGCCGCUGGAUCGCAUGUGGGCACCCACCGACGCCAACAUGCAGCUAGUGCACACCAACUAUUGCCAGACGGUCGCCGUCACGAUGCGUACGCACCAGCGCUCGGUGCUCGCGUUGGUGCCAAGCGACCGAUUUGCGGUGCACAUGGACUUUGUUAUGUGCGGUAUCUCGAUCGGGUUGACGCCACAAGGCGCGUUUGCACUCACGGCGCCGUCCAACGUCCAUGCCGUGGGCAUUUCUGGCGAAUACUCGAGCGGAGCGUUCUUCGAGCAUUUUCAUGGGACACAUACCGAGCGCUUGAUAUCAGCGCGCAAUGGAAGCAUCGUCGUCGUCCAGUACGACCGAGACACGCAAAAGAUCACAUUUGACGUCGACGGCGAGCGUGUCGACAGUGCAAGCAUCGACUUGGUGCUGCCGCCGACAGCCGAGCUCUUUCCAUUCGUAUCGUUUUACGCCAUGCCGUAUCCAGACACGGAUGGCGGUGCCUACCUGGGGCAGGUUACCCUUGUGCCCCUACCGUCGCCGUAG